Cyprinus carpio (common carp) is the source of this 726-nucleotide messenger RNA. RefSeq lists its product as uncharacterized. The transcript has 4 exons. NCBI's taxonomy places the organism in Eukaryota, Metazoa, Chordata, Actinopteri, Cypriniformes, Cyprinidae. The coding region runs from base 1 to 726 and encodes 241 amino acids. The record is from RefSeq and is a predicted model, not a curated record.
AUGGCUUGUAGCUAUCCGGAGGGACAAAUUCACAGUUACUCCCCAACCCGAGUAUGUAGCCGACAUUUUAACAAGGAGGAUGUUCGUGAGCCCUUAUCAGAGACGGGGAGGCGGCUAUUAAACAAGGGAGCUGUCCCAGCACUGUUUGAGUGGAACAAUUUCACCCUUCCCACUUCACGACCGGGGGUGUGGGAGAGGAGAGAGCGUCCGCCUCCGAUGACGGAGGAUGACGGCGACGCAGGCGAGAAAGCUGAUAUCCCUAUGGACCACGACUACGCUUCGGCUUCAGAUCCUGCAGUUGUUGAUUUAGCCCUUGAUGACAACAUGUCUCUCAGAGAUGAGAUUCUCAAGCUGAGGGAACACGUCGAGAAGCUGACAAUGAAUCAGCGCUUUGGAAUUCAUCGUUUUGCUGCCACAGACAAGGACAUACGUUUUUUCACAAGAUUUGCAUCCUAUGACCUGCUGAUGAGAUUCUGGGCCUUAAUAGAGCCAUCACUGCCAAAUAUGGUCAGUGUGACACAAGCACAGAGAGGCACCUUUACAGAGCCAAGUUCCACUGUAACUCGUUUCCUGCAGCCCAUUGAUGAGAUGUUCAUGUUUCUCAAUUACCGCUGGGUUCAAAACAGCGUGAUCUUGCUGACCGGUAUGGAGUCCACCAGUCCACAUCAUCCUGGACUGCACAGAGCUAAGGUGCCAGUGCCCUUCAUCACCUCUUCUCCAAAGUGA